AGGAACUAGCUAUGCCUUCAGUAUGUUGUGCGGUAGGGUGCAACAACAAAAAAGGAGACCCCAAAAUAUCCUUUUACAGACUACCUCAGGACGAAAAUAGACGCCAUCAGUGGCUUGCAGCCAUCAAGAGGACAGACUGGACACCAACUUCAAACACUCGUCUGUGCAGUGCUCAUUUUGUUUGUGGUGUGAAGAGCCAGAACCCUCUGAACCCUGACUUUGUCCCAACAAUAUUUCCGUACCUCAGCUCCCCCAACAAGAGGAAGAGGAUUAAUCAAAUGACAAGAUUCAAACAAACUCAAGAACUGAAGAGAAAAAGAGCAGUUAGUUUGGACAGACAAGAGACUGGAAAAGAAGAAGAGGGAGUGGAGAUGGACAAAGAUGACAGGCAAGAGUUUGACAGAGAAGAUAGACAUGAGUUAGAUGAAGAAGAUGGACAGGAAAUUGACGGGGGAGAUGAAGAGGGGUUGGGUGGAGAAGACGGACAUGAGUUGGAUGGAGAAGAGGGACAGGAGAUUGACAGAGAGGAGCCUGGAAUGGAGACUAGCAGUGGUGUAGGGUUAUCUCUAGGUUCCUGUGGAAAUGCCUCUUGUGAAGCCACAAUGAAACAAUUAAAUGAGGAGUGCGUAAGAUUACAGACAGAAAUUUGGAAGCUCAAGGGUCAAGUAAAGUCAUUGUCUUUCGACCAAGAAAGUUUGAAGGACAAAGAUGAUAAAGUACAUAAAUUAACUGGCCUUCCUUCAUAUGUAAAACUAAUUGUUGUUUUCUCUUUUAUCUCAUCAUUCCUAAAGUUGAAAUCCAGUUUGUCCCCUUUUCAGCAGUUUCUUUUGACAUUAAUGCGCCUGAGAAUGAACUUGCCACUUUUCUUUUUAGCUCAUGUAUUUCAUGUAUCCACGUCAACUGCUGGUCGGGUUUUCAACAACACACUGAAUGUAAUGAAUAUCAGGCUGUGUAAUAUCAUAAAGUGGCCAAGCAGAGAUCAGAUCCUUUGUAGUCUCCCAAUGUGUUAUAGAAACGGCUUUGAAAAUUGUACCAGUAUUAUUGAUUGCUUUGAAAUUUUUAUCGAAAGACCAAAGGAAAUGAGAGCAAGAGCACAAACGUAUUCUCAGUAUAAGCAUCAUAACACAGUUAAAUACCUCAUCUCCAUAACUCCACAAGGGUCAUCAGCUUGUGUGUCGCAGUUGGGGCGGGAGGACAAGUGA
This is a messenger RNA of Perca fluviatilis (European perch), 1202 nucleotides long. RefSeq lists its product as uncharacterized. NCBI's taxonomy places the organism in Eukaryota, Metazoa, Chordata, Actinopteri, Perciformes, Percidae. Bases 12 to 1202 code for a protein of 396 amino acids. The record is from RefSeq and is a predicted model, not a curated record. The transcript has 2 exons.